Molecule: messenger RNA, 3611 nt
Organism: Salvelinus fontinalis (brook trout)
Lineage: Eukaryota; Metazoa; Chordata; Actinopteri; Salmoniformes; Salmonidae
Product: casein kinase I-like
Exons: 12
Coding region: 752-2095 (447 amino acids)
Biological process (GO): peptidyl-serine phosphorylation; positive regulation of canonical Wnt signaling pathway; signal transduction
Cellular component (GO): cytoplasm; nucleus; plasma membrane
Molecular function (GO): ATP binding; protein serine/threonine kinase activity
Source: RefSeq, a predicted model, not a curated record
CGCUAGUUAACCAGCGCUGAUGGGAGAGGAAGAAGGUGACGCUGAAUUAUCGAACGCUUACUUAGUUAUCGGCUGGGGAGGCUUAAAUCGAGACAACAACAUCAAGCCCUAGCUAGCGAGGGGCGAAGAUAUUACAUCUCAUAAAUACGUGAACAUGUUGAUGCAUCCACUUUGAACAUAAAGGCAGAUAUCCAACUAAACCGAACAGGACUACUGCAGUACCUCAUCAUUGUUGACACUGCCUCCACCAUUGCCUCUUCUGCCGUGGCACUGGAACAUGAAGAAUGUCUGCUGUAUUACCAAAGACUGACCAGAAGGAAGCAAUGAGGGGCUUUGGGGGAAGUUGCCAAGCUGCAUUGUGGAUCCAGUAGCUGGGAUUCAGAGUGCUUGUUGUGUAUGAGUGUGUGUUUGUGUGUGCGUGGGUGCAUGCUAGCACAACCUGUCCCCUUCAGGAAGGGACAUGCUACUCUGAUAUUGGAGUUGGAGAAGAAAGAAGUCGACCUCCAUAAACGAGGAGAAGAAAGAAGAGAAGAGCGUAUGCAGUACAACAUUGCCAGAUAUAAAUACUGUGUGUUUUGGCUGCAGUUUAACCCAGUGGAAGUGGCUUUUAAUACACUGCACAUUUCUAUAAAACACCUUUCCUCUGUCUUUGUAUCACCUCCCUCCCCCCUAAGAGUCCUUGUUGUUUUGGCGCCUCUGUGAUUUGCAUGGCCGGGGAGUAAUCGUGGAGAGGCCAGGGUAUCACAAGCUUAUGGAUUUUGACAAGAAGGUGGGUAAGGGAGAGACAGAGGAAGGGAAAAAUAUGUCUAAGGCAGCUGGCAGCAGGACUGUCCGGGGUACAGGGACCAACUCUGGGGUUCUUAUGGUUGGCCCAAACUUCCGCGUCGGGAAAAAAAUCGGCUGUGGCAAUUUUGGAGAGCUGCGGCUGGGGAAGAACCUCUACACCAACGAAUAUGUGGCCAUCAAAUUGGAACCAAUUAAGUCCCGGGCGCCACAGCUUCAUUUGGAAUAUAGAUUUUAUAAACAGUUGGGAAGUUCAGAGGGUAUUCCUCAGGUGUACUACUUUGGGCCAUGUGGGAAGUACAAUGCCAUGGUGCUGGAGCUGCUGGGGCCCAGCCUGGAAGACCUGUUUGAUCUCUGUGACCGCACCUUCUCCCUCAAGACCGUCCUCAUGAUAGCCAUACAGCUGAUAACACGGAUGGAAUUUGUCCACACAAAAAGCUUGAUAUACAGAGACGUCAAGCCAGAGAACUUUUUGGUGGGGCGGCCGGGCAGCAAGAGGCAGCACACAAUCCACAUUAUCGACUUCGGGCUGGCCAAAGAAUACAUCGACCCUGAGACCAAAAAACACAUCCCGUACCGGGAGCACAAGAGCCUGACGGGCACGGCGCGCUACAUGAGCAUCAACACACACCUGGGGAAAGAGCAAAGCAGGCGGGAUGACCUGGAGGCUCUGGGUCACAUGUUCAUGUACUUCCUGCGAGGCAGUCUUCCCUGGCAAGGCCUGAAGGCGGACACAUUGAAGGAGAGGUAUCAGAAGAUUGGCGAUACCAAGCGAGCUACCCCAAUUGAAGUGCUUUGUGAAAGCUUCCCGGAAGAGAUGGCCACAUAUCUGCGUUACGUGAGGAGGCUGGACUUCUUUGAGAAACCUGAUUAUGACUACUUACGGAAACUCUUCACGGAACUGUUUGACAGGAACGGCUACGUCUUUGAUUAUGAAUACGAUUGGGUCGGCAAGCCACUUCCUACACCGGUAGGCCCCAUCCCCAGUGACACGCCCGCUCAGCCCAGCAGAGACAAAGCACAACAGCAGACCAAAAACCAGUUGCCUGAGGCCAAAGGAGAUGAGGCUCAGCGUCAGCUGUCUCCAAUGACCAAUACAGAGACACUGGGGUCACAUCUUGUGGCCGAAAGGCUGGGGGGCUCUGUCCAGGUGAUGAGCUCGACGAAUGGAGAGCUGAACACUGACGACCCGACGGCGGGACACUCCAAUGCUCCCAUCACUGCUCCCACUGAGGUGGAGGUGGCUGAUGAUACCAAGUGCUGCUGUUUCUUCAAAAUGAGAAAGAGGAAAACUCUCCAGCGGCACAAGUGAAGAGAAGACCUCGGCGGGAACUUGAAACAUUCUGCUCACUUUCAAGUUUUAAAUGGAAGCAACCACACCGAUCACCCAUCCUAUCUCCCUUUCCCAAUCUCUCUCUCUCUCCCUCUCGCUCUUCUCCAUCUUUCUCAGCGCUCUUCUGCUACAGGCGUGUAAAGCAAUGUUGUUGUCCUACAGACUUUGUGGGCUUCACAACAGACACUGGCUUCCAAAAGAAAGAAAUCGUUAAAGUACCUGCAUAAUAAAGAGAGAACGUUUAAAAGCUGUAACAAAGAAACGCGAAUAUCGUGGCGUGAAUAGAAAAAAAUUAUACUGUUUGAAACAGUUGUUGUAUUCUAGAUUCCAUACAUAGCAUUUACUGUUCAACAGCCAUUGAUCUGAGGGAACUGUCAAUGAGUCGAGGGAAAGAAGUCUGUUCCAUAGAAAUAGUCCUUUAUUUGUGGGAUCAAGGUAAGAAGCAAGACUGAACUAUACUAAUGAUAACUCUGGAAUCACUGAGCGCAACAGGAAACACUUCAUCUAAAUCAGAAUUGGAGGAUGUUUAUGUUGAGUUUUUUAUUUAAUCCUCUGUUGUUUUCAAAGUCAACUCCCUGGAUUGAAAACAAAUGUUUGUUUUAGUGUACUGGAAUUCAUUUUGUAUUAUUUUUUCUUCUCUGGCUUUCAUGUCUGUCAAUGUGGACUUUGUAGCACAGUCACUGGCCUCAGGUACUGUGGAAGAUUGAGAGAAACUGAUAUUAAGCUCUUUUCUUGUUGCACUUUUGAAAACAAAAAGAAAGUACAAUGGAAUUCUAGGUUUGAAAUUAACAAACAGGAAAACAACUGAAGACUGAUCUAGGAAGAGUCCUAUACAAGGCUAACACUGACUGUACAAAACAUUAAGAACACCUUCCCAAUAUUGAGUUGCGCCUCCUCCCCUCCUUUUGCCAUCAGAACAGACUCAAUUCAUCGGGGCAUGGACUCUACAAGGUGUUGAAAGCGUUCCACAGGGAUACUGGCCCAUGUCGACUCCAAUGCUUACCACAGUUGUGUCAAGUUGGCUGGAUGUCCUUUGGGUGGUGGACCAUUCUUGAUACACACGGGAAACUGUUGAGUGUGAAAAACCCAGCAGCGUUGCUAUAUUUGACACCAACUGGUGUGCCUGUCAUCUACAAUACCCCGUUCGAAGGCACUUCAAUAUUUUGUCUUAGCCAUUCACCCUGGCACACACACACAAUCCAUGUCUCAAUUUUCUCAAGGCUUAAAAUCCUUCUUUAACCAGUCUCCUCCCUUUCAUCUACACUGAAGUGGAUUUAACAAGUGACAUUAAUCAGGGAUAAUAGCAUUCACCUGGUAAGUUUGUCAUAGAAAGAGCAGGUGUACAUAAUGUUUUGUACACUCAGUGCAUAUCUGAGUAAGGGCUGAAAUGUCAAUUUACAUGAAACAAGAUAUCUUUCAGUUUUAUUUCUACAUCAGAAUAAUUUACCAGGAAAUCAUAGUUUGUGCCUUUCCAAGUAAAAUGUUUAAAGCUCAA